AUGUCAUUUAUCCAAAAUAAACACAAACACGCUCAUUUUGUUGUUUGUUUGGUGCAGGAUGUGAAUUUCAUAUGGAUCGGUUGAUUAAUGUGAUUGUUCUGAAAUUGUUCGAUAUUGUUGCCAAUGCUUUAGUAAUGAAUCCUGGCGGUAGGAAGGACUCACAUUAUUUCGGAAGGCUUCCGUUCACAGAAGACGACCAGAAGCUGCAUCCAGGAAAAGAGUGCAAGGAUGCCAAAAUGAAUGAGAGUUCAAAGUCGACCGAAGAGAAAUCGGCUCCCAUGGAGGUCCUUACAGAGUUUCUCUCAUUAGUGAUGACGAAGGAUUACCGAAAUGCCCUGAAAUAUUGCGAACUAAUAUUGAAAUAUGAACCCGACAACAAGACUGUCCAAGAGUUUCAUCCAAUGAUAUUGGAAAAAAUCAAAGCUCAAGAAGAACUGGAUAUCGAUGCCAGGCACACGGAAACCAGUAGCACUGAGGAAAGCCAAGACUCGACUAAUACCCUUGGGGAUGAAAAUGGCGCUGAGGACGAGGCAACAUCUCAUGAUGAAACUGAUGAUUCCCAAUUGUCAUCUGGAAGUAGCACCGACUCCCGUAGAAGUUCAGACUCUAGCGAAGAUUCAGAUUCAUGUUCAGUACCUCAGCACAUCUCCUAAAAAGAUAGUGGUGGGGGUUAAUAUUUGGCAUACCAUAUUGUUGUCAUCCACAUCUUGGGAUUAAAAUUUUGGAUAAGC
Hermetia illucens (black soldier fly) is the source of this 731-nucleotide messenger RNA. RefSeq names its product glutamate-rich protein 2. The record is from RefSeq and is a predicted model, not a curated record. Lineage: Eukaryota; Metazoa; Arthropoda; Insecta; Diptera; Stratiomyidae. Gene Ontology annotation, molecular function: protein binding. The transcript is spliced from 5 exons. The coding region runs from base 72 to 653 and encodes 193 amino acids.